Messenger RNA from Drosophila miranda, 4546 nucleotides. RefSeq names its product intraflagellar transport protein 20 homolog (gene IFT20). The coding region runs from base 4051 to 4521 and encodes 156 amino acids. The transcript has a single exon. NCBI's taxonomy places the organism in Eukaryota, Metazoa, Arthropoda, Insecta, Diptera, Drosophilidae. The record is from RefSeq and is a predicted model, not a curated record. Gene Ontology annotation, cellular component: intraciliary transport particle B; centrosome; cilium. Gene Ontology annotation, biological process: protein localization to cilium; intraciliary transport; centrosome localization.
CUACUGGAAAAAACUGUACCAGCACGGAAGAUACCUUUUAGUGUUUAAAACAAAGUUAUAUCCUGUAGCUGUAAAAUGAUUCUGUCGCCUUUGAUCAAAAACCGCACCCCAAGCAAAGCUGUAAGCUACAGCUUUAUAGUGUAAAUAUAUAUAAAUUUUGGUAAAUAUUUAUUUUUUUAUUCCUAUCUUUGGUAGGAAUCUCUUCAUAUUCAUUUGACCUCAAAAUACUACUUAUCACGCUUUAUCAAAGCUAGCUAAUGUAUUUAUGUACGAGGGUGGUCUGAUAAGUACUUAGCCUCACCGCCCGAUGGUGCCAAAGGAGAUUUACUAUCGUGUAGCUCAAUCUUUUAGACGGCUACUGUCAAAAUUUCAGCCGAAUCAGACUCGUACUUUUUUUUUGUGACCACGCGUGAAAGCGGGCUUGUCCGCCGAUUUUAUACAAAUGGAAAAUAAGUAAUAUCGGGCUGUGAUUCGAUUCUCAUUUUUGGAUGGGAAAUCGCGGAGCGAAAUUAAAGAGCGCUUGGAUGCUGUGGCGACCGUCAAAAAUUGGUUUCGCCCGUGUGCCCCGAAAAUUGCUUCAACGGAGGACAACAUAACAAAAACCCUCGAUCUCGUAUUGGCAAAUCGCCGAUUAAAGGUGCGUGAGAUAGCUUAAUCAGUAAGCAUCUCAAAAGAACACGUGGGUCAAAUCCUGCAUGUGAUUUUUGGCAUGAGAAAGCUGUCGGCGUGAUGGGUGCAGCGUUUGCUCACUCCGGACAAAAAGCGCAACAGUAAAACCACUUCAGAGCAGUGUUUUGACGCUGUUUAAGAGCAAUCCGAAGGAGUUUCUGUGUCGUUUUGUGACUGGCGCUGAAACAUAGAUCCAAUGGUAGACACCAGAGAUCAAGGAACAGGCGAAAAAGUCGACUUUACCCGGCGAACAUGCUCCGAAGAAGGCGAAGACUGUAAUCGGCUCACACCACCGCCGUCGCCACGGCCAAAUUGGUCGAAUUGCACUGCGUACUGCCCCAUCCGCCGAAUUCUCCAGUCUUGGCCCUGAUUGAAAAAAGUCACUUACCGGACAUACAUUUGAGAAUGAGAAGGGCGUCGCCGCCACGACGGCCUACGUUACAGACCUCGAGAAAACGUAUUUUUCAGAUGAGUUAAGGAACUUGGAGCAUCGGUGGGUCAAGUAUAUCGACCUAAAAGGAGACUAUAUUGAGAAAUAAAUCGCCACUUUUCAAAAAUUUUGGUUUUUUGUUUUGUAGGCCAAGUACUUAUCAGACCACCCUCGUACAUUCAUUUAACGAAACCUUAUUUUCAAGAACCAACUAGAAACAUAAUAUCCCCUCAAUCCCUUAUAAGGCUUCCAGGACACAGCGAAAGUAAAAGUUACAGUUAAAUUACAGGGAAUGAACACAUCAAAUAUUUUCCUUCUGACUUUUGCAGACUUUCCUUUAAUAAAUGAGAGAAAUUCUAAGUCCGCAGACUACACGAAAAACGAGCCGGAAUUGUGAGUCGCAGCUACGGCCGCGGCUAUACAUUUACACCCGAUACUCAGUCAGUAUGGCACUCCUCCGCCACAUUGAACGACAAAUAGGUUGUGAGAGAGAGACAGAAAAUGAGUAAGCGCGUGACUACGCUACCGAAAACAAUGUAAUAUCAUUUGUUCCUUCUGGCUAUCUAUCCGAUCUGAUUUCGCAUCCUGGAAGGUAUGGGCAUUCUAUACGAUUCUGCGUUUUCGGCUUUAGCAAAUUUUUCAAAAUUGUGGGUGCCACAUAUUUUUGUCCUUGGUGAAAUUUUGAAAUACACUUGUACCAGCACAGGAGUCUGGGAUACAACAAUUGGAUUCUCUAAGAGCUAGAGCUGGAGUCUCUGAGAUCUGAGAUCGAGACGGACAGAAAGACAUUCUGUAUCGACUCUGCUAUUGAAGCUGAUCAAGAAUAUAUAUACUACUUCAUGGAGUCGGAAACUUCCUUCCAAAAAUAUAAUAUAAAAAUGAAUCGCUGCAUGUUUUACAAAGUAAAAAUCUAGGGAGCAGCUGAACCAAUUGCGCUAAUUCUUUUUUUUUAAUAUUCCUUGAUGUACAAAAAUGUUUCUUACGGAGAGAAAAUUUCAAAAAAUUCAAAUCUUAAUUUACAAAAAGGUGAAAAAAUUUAUAAUCAGGCAUUGAUUUCCAUUGAGGAUAUGUGCUUGAUGAUGUCAAACAAGCUAUUAUGCCAAUUGGGGAUGGCCGCGCCUAAUCGCCCAAUGCAGGAUGCUUUUAAUUAAGAGUUACAACAACAAAAAGUCGUAUGAUCUCAGUACUUUGAAAGAACCGAUUCAAAUAAAUCUUCCACUAUUAAACAAAGAAUAAAAAUAAUGUAUUUGAUAGUCUUAUGAAAGUAAUAAAUGAUGGAACUGGAGGGAUUUACUUCUUCGACUUCUAAUUCGCUCAAAAAAUGAAAUUGCUCUAGUUCUUGCUUCAUUCUACCCCAUUCAGCUCUAAAAUUGCCAUUGAAUAUGCAAUGCAACGAAAUUCCAACCUGUAACAUUUCCAAAAAUUCGGCAAUGGCAAAGCUUUUGCAGAAAUGUUCACUAAUAGUAUGGGAUGAAUGCACGAUGGCGCAAAAAAAGUCUUUAGGGGCUUUAGAUCGAACCAUAAAGAUCUACGGAACGAACAGAAUCAACUUGCUGUCGCAGGAGUACCGGAAGGCAGCGUGUUUGGGCCGACACUGUAUUGCUUAUUCACCCACGACAUGCCAAAUCCCUUUACGGUCCGAAGGCAAACAGGGCAGGCCCUCAAGGUGGUAACAUUUGCUGACGACACAGUAGUACAGAGUACUUUAAGAAUUGACUAGCCCUGGUGUCUUCUUGGUUGGGAAACUCGUGGAGCUGCAUACGAAGCACACAUACCUCAGAGUUACACUGGAUGCACGUGUAACUUUCGACAGUCACAUCCGUAGCGUGAGGAGCAAGGUGGUGGGUAAGGCCCAGAAAAUGUUCUAGCUACUUAAACAAAGCAACAAGCUCAAUUUUAAUAACAAAGUCAUGAUCUACAAUGCCAUACCUGCCCCUGCCUGGAAGUACGGCAUUCAGUUGUAUGGGAUUGCCGCCAAGACUAACCUCCGCUCUCCGGAGCUGAGUGGAAUAUCCGUAACUGGGACAUCGCCAAGGACCUUAACGUACAAUCAAGCGAAGAGCCAUAUUUUUAAGCUCAGAAGCCACCCUAAUGUACUGGCGAGGCGUCUUGCGAUAUCCAGAUACCGGCGUAGGCUGGCCAGAAAACACCCAGUCGACCAGCGCAACAGGAUGAUCUAUGAGGAGCUCUAUCCUAGAAACUUGGACCUCCAAAUUCUUCGACCUUGAGGACACGCAUGUUUUUCUUUUUUUUUUUUGACUUUUUUAACAGUAACAGCAAACAACAUAAUUUGAAUAAUUCAUAUUAGAGAGAGAGAUUAGAGGUGCCUGGCGGCCAGGUGCCAAAUAACUAACGAAUAACAAAGCUUACAAAUUUAAAAUUGAGAAUUUUUCGCGGUGUAUUUUUCUAACAUUUUUGCUUUGAAAACUCAGCAAAAGUCGAAAAAAUUAAUUUCUUAUGUUGGUUGUUUGUUUUUUACUGACAUCCAAUUAAUGUAUCUAUGCAACAAAAACACAAGGAAUGCAUUGACUUCGCCUUUUCUAGAGUUUUCAAAGUCGAAAUUUUUGAAAAAUAUACCACAAAAAUGAUACAUUUUGAAUGUUAAAUAUUUUUCAGCUUAAGCUAGGUUAGGAUUUAAAGCUGCAUUUAUCUGCUUUUUAGAAUUGCAAAGUUCAAUACAACCAGAUGUAAUAUACUUAAGUUAUGUGAAAAAAGGACUACCUCUGGCAAAAAUAGUAAAAAAAAAAUAAAUAUCAAACUAAAAAACUACACCCAGAAAAAACUUAUUAAACAGUUUUAAGACCCCAAAUCCUUAAAAAAAGUCGGUUUGGUUCACACCGGAAAUGUGUUGCAUAGUGUCAUCUGCGUAGCUGUAACAAAUAUGUACAUACAUAUGUAUGACUGUUCGUUGUCUGUGACAACGAAGGCUUGCCAUAACAGGAAAUGUUUACAUGCCAGAGUGCUUGGAUGUGGGGUUAUACUCAAACAAAAAUCGAUUGUUUUUGUUUAUAUUUCCUACAAUAGUCGAAAUGGAGGAAUUGAAAAAAUUUGGAUUGUUCAUAGACGAUAUCUACAGACUGCGAGUUCAGGAUCCCAGCAUUGCCACUCAAAAAAUAGAGCUGAGACAUGAAUGCCUGGAGUAUUCAAGAAACCUUCAACAGUUCAAAAGAUUAAUUCAUGACUUCUAUAAAAUAUCAAAUACUUUUGCUAAAGACGUCGAAGUGGAAAAGCUCCGUGCAAUUGGGACACAAAACCAACUUAAAUCAAUGUCGCAGCAGCGACAAGCUGAGCAGCAAGUCUGUCAGAGCAAGAUUUUGGAACAGACAGUCAAACUAGAGCGUUUGAAAAGCGAGUACCAGUACUUGCAACGUACAGAAACGGAGCAGCAGGAAAUCAUAAAUAAUUUUUUAUUGAAUCAAUAAAAACAGGUGUAUAAAAACUUUUAAA